CGCAAGAGUGUUGGUGCCAAAUUCUUCAGGGUGAGUACAGCAUGCUGAAGUUCCGCUUGCCGUACACACAUAAAAAAAUUGGAUUUGGUGACAGUAGUCGUAAGGUAAAUUCGAGUUUGAUAGGUCCCGAUGGCACCGUGAAUUAUCUGCGUGGAGACAUCCUUCUCCCUAUUUGGACCCGUCCGACAAGCACAGAAGGGCGUCUGGUGGUCCCACGGGGAGCCCAUCGGGUGCCGUACAAAGUCGCUCAAGUAGAGAAUUGCUUUUUUUUCUUUAAUGCACGUGUACGGGAACAGGUGCAUUUUAACCACAUUCUCUUGCCAGACGAGAACCUUGACCAUCACUACGAUGCGGCAGCGGAAGUAAAUUGCCUCCUCAAAUAUCUGCAAUUUUUACACCCGGAACUGAGGGAGGCCUCGGCGGCUGUCUUGCGUCGCGAGGUCAAACAUAUCUCAACUUCUAUCACCGCGCAUCUGCGUGUCAAUUUCCAGGACGUUGUUCGUCGUCGAGAGUAUCUUUUGUUGAAACAGGCGCGUAGUGGACAAAGCGAAGAAGAGGGCGAUGAAAGUGACAAUGAGGCGGUUGAUGCCGACACAGCGCCCAACUGUGGGGCCCAGCUUGGCUCUUCAUGGGAAACAUUUGCGAAGGAAAUCAUUCAGGCAGCCUCAAAGGAGCGAGCACGCGUUGUGUGGAGGCGAAAUGUGGAAGAGACGGGGUCGGAUGUUCGUAGUGGUUUUUGGGUGACAACCAUCAUGCGGCAGUAA
This is a messenger RNA of Trypanosoma cruzi, 764 nucleotides long. RefSeq lists its product as uncharacterized. The transcript has a single exon. The record is from RefSeq and is a predicted model, not a curated record. Gene Ontology annotation, biological process: 7-methylguanosine mRNA capping. The annotation marks the transcript as partial. NCBI's taxonomy places the organism in Eukaryota, Euglenozoa, Kinetoplastea, Trypanosomatida, Trypanosomatidae. Gene Ontology annotation, molecular function: methyltransferase cap1 activity.